UGUGAACAUUCACUCUUCCAGCAGUUUCAUUGUGCCUGUUCUUCGAGUGUCUUCUGCUGGUACCCAGUCCAAACUAGGAGAGGCUAAAGGAGUUGCUGAAGUUCCCUCUAGACACAAGUUAUUUCUCCUCCAAUGGACAGAGGUCUUCACUUCAUGCUCUGUGUGAUUACAACCAUGCUGCUCCUAAGAGAAUCAAGCCAUACAGGAACUAGCAAGAAUGGUGACGCUGGGAGUAAGAGCACUGACCCAGAAGGGCCAGAAGAGGAUCUUCCAACUUUGACUGUCACCACAAUCCUGGAAGAUCCCUAUGUCAUGGUGAGAAGUGCAGAACUGGAGGGAUACUGCAUUGAUUUGCUGAAAGCACUUGCUGCAAUGCUUCACUUCAGCUAUAAGGUGAAGGUGGUGGGAGAUGGGCAGUACGGUGCCAUCUCUUCCAAAGGCAACUGGACAGGGAUGAUUGGCGAGAUCAUGAGACAGGAAGCAGACAUUGCGGUGGCUCCCUUGACAGUCACAUCAGCAAGGGAAGAGGUGGUCUCCUUCACCACACCAUUCCUGCAGACUGGGAUUGGAAUCUUGCUUCGAAAGGAUACCAUCUCUCAGGAGAUGCCUCUCUUCCAUUUCCUGGCUCCCUUCAGUAAGGAGACCUGGACUGGCCUCUUAUUUGCUUAUGUGCUGACAUGCCUCUGCCUCUUUCUUGUUGCCAGACUGAGCCCCUGUGAGUGGAAUGAGCCAAAGAAUGAAGAAAACCACUUCACCUUCCUAAAUAGCCUCUGGUUUGGAGCAGGAGCACUUGCACUGCAAGGUGUGGUCACGCCUCGGCCCAGAGCGCUCUCUGUGCGGGUCAUUGCUGCCAUCUGGUGGCUGUUCACCAUAGCCUUGCUGGCUGCCUACAUCGCCAACUUCACCGCUCUGCUGAGCUCUGGCAGCGAACAGCUCCCAAUCCAGACUUUUGAAGAUCUUGUGAAGCAAAGGGAGCUUGAGUUUGGGACACUGGACGGCUCCUCCACCUUCUACUUCUUCAAGAACUCCAAGAAUCCUAUCCAUCAGCUGAUCUAUGAAUAUAUGGACAAGAGACGAGACUAUGUUUUAGUCAAAACCUACCAGGAAGCAGUUCAACGUGUGAUGGAAUCAAAUUAUGCCUUCAUUGGUGAAUCAGUCUCUCAAGACCUUGCAGCAGCCAGGCACUGCAAUUUGAUCAGGGCCCCUGAAGUUAUUGGAGCCAGAGGAUUUGGCAUUGCCACUACAAAGGCAUCGCUGUGGACUAAGAAGCUCUCCAUUGCUGUCCUCAAACUGCGUGAGUCAGGUGAUCUUGACUACCUACGUAACAAGUGGUGGGAGAGCAGCUGCCUUCACAAAAGUCGAGACAGAUGGAGUCCUCUGCAGCCCCAAGCGCUAGGUGGGCUCUUUCUUACUCUUGCCAUUGGUCUUGCAUUGGGAGUGAUUGCAGCUGUGGUGGAGCUGUCAAAUAAGAGCAGACAUACUGCUGGUCACAUAAAGAAAUCUUGUUGCUCUAUUUUCACAGAAGAAAUAUGCACUCGUUUACAUAUAAAGGAAAAUACAAGACAAAGCCAAGAGACUUCAGGGAAGGCAAAUGCUUAACACUUUUUUGUUUAGUUUUCUAUCAUAUAUAUUUUAUAGGAACUACAUCACCAUAGAAAGAUGUUUUUCUGCAACUCUAGAAUGUUAGUCUCCUAACCACACCCACUUCUGAUCAGAAUUUAGGGGCUUGGAGGAAUCUAAACUGGUAAGGGAUAGAAGGUAAUCUGAGUGCAAUGGCUAAAAGGAGGAGAAGUUAACACCUAGGAAAGAGAUGGCUAAGGUGCUAGUGUAGAGUUUGCUAUGUAAGUAAGUACAUGAAUGCCUGUAGAAGUGACUUGGAAUAGGUUAAUAUGAAGCCUCUGCUUACUAAUUACUGUAUGAGGUACAUUCUGAAAAUUAAAGCUCUCACGUGAGUGCUGUAUACAAGAACAACUGCCUCUUAAAUGUUUUAGUUACAAAUAGACUGUACUCCUCCCUUCUUCUAGGGGGAACAUGCUGGUCAUCGUGAAGGCCACUUCUGAUUCAGAAGAGAUAGUUGCAUAACAGUUGCAUAAACCCCCAGAAUGCAGGACUUACUUAACUGCACUCUCUCCAAUCACCUAAAACCAGAGAAAAGGAGACCAUGGUCCAAGGUACUGGACUGAGAGAUGCAAGAUCUGGACCUCC
Molecule: messenger RNA, 2205 nt
Organism: Dromaius novaehollandiae (emu)
Lineage: Eukaryota; Metazoa; Chordata; Aves; Casuariiformes; Dromaiidae
Product: probable glutamate receptor
Exons: 11
Coding region: 133-1599 (488 amino acids)
Biological process (GO): synaptic transmission, glutamatergic; monoatomic ion transport; modulation of chemical synaptic transmission
Cellular component (GO): postsynaptic density membrane; kainate selective glutamate receptor complex; plasma membrane
Molecular function (GO): kainate selective glutamate receptor activity; transmitter-gated monoatomic ion channel activity involved in regulation of postsynaptic membrane potential
Source: RefSeq, a predicted model, not a curated record